Messenger RNA from Mugil cephalus (flathead mullet), 2829 nucleotides. RefSeq names its product transient receptor potential cation channel subfamily V member 1-like. Bases 84 to 2366 code for a protein of 760 amino acids. The record is from RefSeq and is a predicted model, not a curated record. Gene Ontology annotation, molecular function: calcium channel activity; protein binding. The transcript is spliced from 15 exons. Gene Ontology annotation, cellular component: membrane. NCBI's taxonomy places the organism in Eukaryota, Metazoa, Chordata, Actinopteri, Mugiliformes, Mugilidae. Gene Ontology annotation, biological process: calcium ion import across plasma membrane.
UCUACACCUGUGCAGCUUCAGCUCAUCGUAGUUGAUGAGGAACUUGUCGGUGCUGACGAAAAGACCUGGUUCUUUAAGUUAAGAUGGGAACCAAACAGGCAGCGGACGCAGCGGAGCCGAACGACGACCAGGAGAGGAAGGAGAAAUGUCUGGAAUGGCUCCUCAAAAAAGACGACUCGGAGACAACACCUCUGCCCAUGGACAGCAACGUCUCGAUCGCUAGACAAUAUGCAACAAGUGUUGACAGCCGCCGCACCAGUGUAUUCACCAAGGACACGGUCUUAACAGCAGCGUCCCUCGGAGACACGACGCAGCUCAGUGGUCUGCUCGACUACCUGCGAAUCAAUGACAAGACACUCACAAGCCCAGAAUUCACAGAUGAAACAACUGGGAAAACAGCGCUACUCAAAGCUUUGCUGAACCUGAAAGAUGGCAAAAACGACACCAUCGAUGUCCUGCUGGACAUAGCAGAGCAGACGGGAGACCUAGAGGAUUUGAUCAACGCGUCUUAUCGAGAUCUGUUCUACAAAGGUCAAACCGCUUUACACGUCGCCAUCGAGAGAAGGAGCUUCGAUCACGUGAAGCUUCUGGUCCAGAAAGGAGCAGAUGUACAAGCCAAAGCAAAUGGGAAGUUUUUCCAGCGUCACGCAGGACUGGGCUUUUAUUUUGGGGAGCUGCCUUUGUCUCUGGCCGCCUGCACCAACCAGCCCGACAUCGUGUCCUUCCUCAUGGACAACCCUCACAGACGAGCCGACGUGACGGACAAAGACUCGCAGGGAAACACCGUGUUGCACGUGUUGGUGGUCGUGGCGGACAACACGGCGGAAAACACGGACAUGAUCACACGUAUGUACGACGACAUCCUCAUUCUACACAACAGGCUGGAGAAGAGCAAAAAGAUCCAGCUGGAAACGAUUGAAAAUAAUCAAGGACUGACUCCUCUGAAAUUAGCAGCCAAGCUCGGCAAGAUCGGAUUGUUCAAACACAUGUUGAACCGGGAGUUAAUGGACGAGGACACGAGGCCGCUGUCCAGGAAGUUUACAGAAUGGGUGUACGGGCCCGUUCACUCCUCACUUUACGACCUGAGCUCCAUCGAUACCAACGAAAACAACUGCGUGUUGGAAAUAAUCAUAUUUGGGAGUGAAAUUCCGAACCGACCUGAGAUGCUCCAGAUCGAACCCCUGCGCAGUCUCCUGGAGGAUAAGUGGCAGAGGUUUGCGUCCAAGAUCUUCCUGAUAAAUUUCCUGGCUUACCUGGUUUACCUGGCCAUCUUCACCACCGUGGCCUUCUACAGGAAGGACGGGCAGCCUCCAUUUCCCGUUGAAGACGUCCCACUCGACUACCUUCGCUGCGUUGGUGAGAUCGUCAGCGUCCUCGGAUCUUUGUGGUUUUUCUAUAAAGCGAUACUCGUUUUCCGUAAGAACCCUCCAAACUUUACGGCCGUGACCACGGAUGGAUUCAGCGAGAUUCUGUUUUUCCUACAAGCAGCGCUGCUUCUGAUCUGCACGGUUCUGUACUUCUGUGGACGGAGGGAAUACGUCGGCCUCCUCGUGAUCUCGCUGGCUCUCGCCUGGAUAAACGUCCUUUACUACACCAGAGGUUUCAAGCAAAUGGGAAUAUACAACAUCAUAAUGCAGAGAAUGAUGCUCGGGGACCUGCUGCAGUUUUUAGCCGUCUACAGCGUCUUUCUUUUUGGAUUUUCUGCUGCUAUCGUGGCCCUCAUGGAUGAUUCCCCUACAAAUCCCAUCAAAGUGAAGAACGGCUCACUGGCCCGAGAACGGAGCUUCAACUUUGAUACGUUCAAGUGUGAGAAGCCGAGUUACAACGACUUCAGUUUCACGACUCUGGAAAUGUUCAAGUUCACGAUCGGCAUGGGAGACCUGGAGUUCACCGACCUCGUUCAGUACAAGGAGGUUUUCUACGUCCUCCUCAUCUUCUACAUCGUUCUCACCUACAUCAUGCUGCUCAACCUGCUCAUCGCGGUGAUGGGAAACACGGUGGAAAGACUCUCCUCACAGAGCGAAACCAUCUGGAACCUGCAGAGGGCCUUUACAAUCCUGGACAUCGAGAGGACUCUGCCCAAGUGGCUGAAGACGAAGCUGGACUCCGGCGGGUCGAAGAUGGUGUCUUUAAAAAACGAGCAGGAUGAGGGUCAAAGAUUUUUCAGAGUGGAGGAAAUGAACUGGAGACAGUGGAGAUCAGACCUCGGAGUCCGUGAAGAAGAUCCUGGAAAUUACAUGAUGAAGCCGGAGGAAGAAAAAGAGACUCGAGAGAACACGUGGAACCUGGACCAGGUCCUGGACCGGAUCCGCUCCAGACGAAGCUUUUCGCAGCAGCCCAGCAUCAGCCGGAGGAGUCGGGUUUAACUGCAGCUUAAAAUCAUUUUUAUCUGACAGAAACACUUUAUAUUGUUUUUAUUGUUUGUAAUAUAACUGAAGUUUUUACUGUGAAAACUUCUGAAUUAUACUUUUAAUUAAAAACAUCCAGAUUGUCUUGAAUGUACAUUUGUUAUCGUGCAUGAACUGAGACGACAGAUCGAUGGAUUUAAGUUGCUUCUUCCUGCAUUUCAUCGCUGCAUUUUGUUCCACGUUGUUUCCUCGUGUGUUUUGGUUUGAUGAACCCGAGGCUGAAACUUGUUGGUCUGGAUGAUUGUGUUGUUUGUCACACAUCUACACCAACAACAUACUUGAGCUAAAUGUUUUAUUUACUGCGUAUUUCAUUCCACGUCUACCUCAUUCUUAUAUUUAUGUGUUUUUUUUUUCUUAUGUUGUGACUCUUGGACAAAGUAAUUUCCCUGUGGGGAUGAAUAAAGUGACAUUGAAUCAUGAA